UCUAUUUUUUGAGAUGCCAAACAAACCUUUUGGGAGCAAUAAUGAAUAACUCUGGCAUUUAUGCGCUGGUUCGAACAUAGGUAUUCUAUUUUUCCAUUAUUGCCCCUAAACUCUUAUUCACUUUAUUUUUGUAAAUAAUCCCAACUGUUCGUGCCAGUGUUUGGUCCGUGAUAAAUUAAGAGGCAGCAUUUUAACAUCUUCUAGAAGAUCGGGUGUGAGACGGCAGCCGUCUGUAUGGUUUUGGAUAAUAUGUCUGCAGCGGACAGUAGAGAGGUGGAGAUGCCGGCGGAGGCUCUCGGUCGACGGGUGUCCUGCGAGGGAGAGCGAGGAACGGUGCGCUACGUGGGAGAGGUCCCUCCGACAGCAGGGCCGUGGCUGGGCGUGGAGUGGGACAAUUCGGAGCGUGGGAAACACGACGGCAGCCAUGAGGGCAUCAAGUACUUCACCUGCAGACACCCCACGGGGGGAUCCUUCGUGCGGCCCAAGAAGGCCUCCUUCGGGGUGGACUUCAUGAGUGCCGUGCGGGACCUCUACCAGUUCAACUUGCAGGAGGUGUUUGGUCCGCAGACCACCAUCGCUUCCAAGACCGUGGAGGUCUCCGGUUUCACCAAGAACAGGGCCGACAGUCUGGGGGUGGUCUCUCUCAGGCAUCGGGAGGUCAGCAGUCCUGGACCCGGAGACCAGAUCCGGACCUUCAUGCCCGAUGUGAGAUCUCUGGACCUGUGUGGGAACCUCCUGUCCAGCUGGGAGAACGUGGCAGAGAUCACAGAGAACAUUGAGCACCUGCGAGAGCUGCUCCUCAGCCACAACCGCCUGUCGCUGAUCUCCGACCCCGUGUCUCUAAGUCACGCCUUCUCUAGCCUGACCGUGCUGUCCCUGGCCGGCUGUCAGCUCACAUGGACUCAGGUGCUCCAGUGCGCCCCCAUGUGGCCACGGCUGGAAGAGCUCUACCUCGCAGAGAACGACAUCACAGAACUCAGCAGGCCGCUGGAUGUCGUGCAGGACCUGAGAGUGCUUGACCUGUCCAGUAACCCAUUAGUACAAGACAGCAUCCUCAGCCUGGCUUACCUGCCCAGGCUGGAGAACCUGAACCUGUCCACGACGGAGCUGUCUGGUCUGCAGUUCGACGACGUUCCUCCCGGGGGUAAGACCGGGAUGUUUACCACCCUGAAGGUUCUCAUCUUGAACCACAACAACAUAGCUCAGUGGUCGGCGGUCAAUGAGCUGGCUAAGCUACAGAGCCUGGUGGAGCUUUCCUUUCGCCAUAACAACCAGCUGACCAACGACCUCACGCCUCAGACAGCCAAUCAGCUCAUCAUAGCCAAGCUGCCCCAGUUGGCCGUCCUCAACAAGAGUCGGGUGCUCCCAGAUGAUCGCCGGGGGGCGGAGCUCGACUACAUCAAGACGUUCGGAUUGGAGUGGCUGGCGUCCGGAGGGAACCGGGACCCCGCGGAGAACCGGCCCAGUGCCGCCUUCACCUGCACGCACCCCCGCUACCUGCCACUCAUCCAAAAGUAUGGCGCUGCAGAGGAAGGGGAACUUAAGAAGCAGACGCCAUUCGCUCUCAAGAAUCAGCUGAUCAGUGUGACGAUUGUUUGUCCAGAAGAGGCGGAGCGUCUUCCCGUUGUUAAGAAGCUACCAGACUCCAUGACGGUGCAGAAGGUGAAGGGCCUUCUGUCCAGGAUGCUUAAAGUCCCCGGAGCAGCAAUCACACUGACCUACACAGGGCCCAAGAUGAACGGGUCUGAGGUGGACCUGGACAAUGACCUGAAGCCGCUCCAGUUCUACUCCAUAGAGAACGGAGACUCCCUGCUGGUCCGCAGAACGUGACCUUCGACCCCUGGGCCAGAACCGCACACGGGCGGGGUCAAGAGGUUUAGGACCGGGUCAGUUAGGACUUGAAUCCCUGACCCAGAACCUGCUACAGCUAUGUCGAAAUGCUUUGUCUUCCCUGCCUUAUACUCAAACAGACCAUAAUAAACACUCUUCCACUGUCUAGAAACAAACUGCAUGUUGGAGUGAAUUCAUUCAUGUGUCCAUCAGAUAUCAGGCUCCUGAAUGAUUUCAUCACCCUUUCUGAAUUCUGUUAAGAAUUUUAGUAGCUUUUUAUUUAAUUUUUUUUACUCCCGGCAUUAUCCCGUUGAGCCACUGACAUUCCUGAGAACAGCAUGAAACCUCAUUCACAUGGUGAAAAUGUCGAUUGAUAAGGACACAUCAAGAAAACUCCAAGCAUACAUUUCACAAGAGAAUUAAGGGCUUUCUUAAAAGAGUACAGAUCUGAAAAUGUGCACUGUAUAUGGUAUCCACCUUAUGAUAGCCGUAUGGUAGUUAUACAAUAACAAAAUGGUCAUGUAGGCAAAAUGGUUUGAGACUGUGGACGUUUGGCUUUUCUAUGAAAUUGUGGGAAAAGUCAACAUUUUUAGAGCAGAAGGCCAGGGUGAAAAAGAUGUAUCUGAUUUUAGAGAUUAAUAUGAUGAAAGAAUUUUGAGUCCAGGUCACUCUCGUAACGAGAAAAAAGGCUUAUUCAUUUUUUUUUUUUAAUCGCACCACCUUUGGGUGCAGUACUACAAUUUGGAUUUAUUAGUAGUGGGGAGUAUUGGUAUGCACCUAAUCAUAGUUUUAUGUUUUUUUAUUCAAUAACAAAAUGGUCAUAUAAGAAUAAUGGGAUAACUGCUCGAACCUUAUUGGCCAAAAUCUCAAAUGGAACUAACUAAAACAAAUUCUGUUUGAUGAAUUUUGUUAGGCUUUGUCUAGAUCUUAUGUAGCGGUUUUGGUGAUUUUUGAUUAUUUCUGAAGCCUGUGAAUCUCUUUUAUCAUUUUCAGGGUUUUAUAAAUGCGUCUGAUUCUAGAGAUUAUUAUUCGGAUGGAACUUUGGGUCCAGGUCAUAAACCUGAUUUUUUUUUUUUUACAAUAGCGCCACCUGUUAUUACCAUGUUUAUUUAUUUUUGCACAGUGUGGAGCAUUGACCCUUUAACAUUUCACUUCAAUUUAUUGUAUGUGACAAAU
Molecule: messenger RNA, 3006 nt
Organism: Gadus chalcogrammus (walleye pollock)
Lineage: Eukaryota; Metazoa; Chordata; Actinopteri; Gadiformes; Gadidae
Gene: tbce
Product: tubulin folding cofactor E
Exons: 16
Coding region: 235-1830 (531 amino acids)
Cellular component (GO): cytoplasm
Molecular function (GO): protein binding
Source: RefSeq, a predicted model, not a curated record